Messenger RNA from Elaeis guineensis (African oil palm), 6183 nucleotides. Its product is annotated as eukaryotic translation initiation factor 4G. NCBI's taxonomy places the organism in Eukaryota, Viridiplantae, Streptophyta, Magnoliopsida, Arecales, Arecaceae. Gene Ontology annotation, cellular component: eukaryotic translation initiation factor 4F complex. Gene Ontology annotation, molecular function: mRNA binding; translation initiation factor activity; protein binding. The record is from RefSeq and is a predicted model, not a curated record.
UCCCCUACCUCUCUCUCUCUCUCUCUCUCUCUCGGUCUCUUCCUGAUUCUGUCCAGCCUAUUCGACCGGUUUCCCUCCCCAUCACUCUGAGGGGGAAACCCCAACUUUUUGCCGAAUCCGCGAAUUGAUUUCUUCGCAGGCUUCAGGUGGGAGGAAAGAAAAGGCGGGAUUUAUGUCCUUCAAUCAAUCCAGGGCAGAGAAGAGCGAGAGCCAGCAGCUAAGGAAGAGCGGUCGUUCCGGCAGCUUCGGCCAGCAAAGGGGAUAUUCCGGCGGCGGCGGGAAGGGCGGCGGCUCGGCCCCUUCUCCCCAACUCUCCUCUUCCUCCUCUUUUCCCUCCUAUUCGUCGAACCACCCGCCGCUCUCGACAAAUCGGAGUUUCAAGAAGUCUGGAAAUGGACAAGGAGGGUCAUCCAGGGCGAAUUCAUCGAGUUCUGGGACGAGUUUUGUUGUUGCCUCUGCUCCUCCCGUUGCUCUGCGGGCCGUGCAGAAUGGUGCCCAUGUCCAACCACACUUGCAUGGAUCAUCUGAUGCAGCAUCGUCAAGUUCUGCAAAACCUGUGGAUGCACCCAUUCCAAGAAACUCACGAGCCCAUCCAAGGCCUCCAAUUUCUCAGUCCGCUGCAGGAACUUCAGAUCCUGAAGCCCCUGUGAUUCCGGCCGAAGGUGAUGGAUCCAAGACAUUUACACUUCAAUUUGGUUCUAUCAGUCCUGGUAUCGUGGAUGGAAUGCAGAUUCCUCCUCGGACCAGCUCAGCUCCACCUAAUCUGGAUGAGCAGAAGAAGGAUCAGGCUCACCAUGGUUCAUUCAGGGGUGUGCCCAAAGUGCCUAUACCCUCUGGACCACAGCAGCCACUACAGCCUAAGAAGGAUGCAAGUGGUGUUAACCAAUCUAAUAUUGGAGAAUCUCUACCUCCUGCCCGGGGAAAGCAGGAUAUGCACUCACGAAUUUCAGCUGCACCUGCUGUACUGUUACCCAAAUCUUCUGUUCUUCCUCUAGCUGGAAUAUCUAUGCCAAUGGCCUUUCAACAGCCCCAAGUCUCCUUGCAAUUUGGUGGUCCCAGUCCUCAGCUGCAAUCACAGGGUGUUGCAGCCACUUCACUGCAAAUGCCAAUGACAUUGCCUAUCGGACAUGUUCCCCAAGUAUCACAGCAAAUGUUUCUCCAUGGUCUCCAGUCUCAUCCUCUGCAGCCUCAGCUGAUGAUGCACCAGGGACAAGGCUUGAGCUUAGCACCUCAAACAGGUCACCAACUUCCUCCUCAGUUAGGAAACCUUGGAAUCAGUAUUGCCUCCCAACAGUUUGCACAACAGCAGCCUGGAAAAUUUGGUGCUCCUCGCAAGACCACUGUAAAGAUAACUCACCCAGAGACCCAUGAGGAGCUGAGACUUGAUAAAAGGACAGAUUCAUAUACUGAUGGUGGUUUUACACAGCAAAGGUCCCUUCCCAAUGUUACCUCCCAAUCUCAACCUGUUCCAUCAUUAUUUCCUUCCCAUUAUUAUCCUCCAUUGCAGCCCAAUACUUAUAACACAGCACAGAUGUUCUUCCCUACCUCAACUGCUCUUCCUUUGACAAGCAGCCAGAUGCCUUCUGGUUCACAUGCCCCAAGAUAUAGCUAUCCAGUUGGCCAGAUUGGCCAAGGCAUUACAUUCAUGCAUCCAUCUGUCAUUAAGCCCGUGCCUGGUGGCAAAGCUGGGUCUCCUUUGCACAAUCUCACGGAACCAAUGAAAGUGGAAACUGUGCCAGUCUCUUCUCCAUCAGCUACAGUUUAUGGGAAUAAACCUGGAACUGCUUCAGUGACAGUUAGCACGCCUACAAGCAAUGCUGAAGCACCUACAUUGUUAAAGCCUUCUAGAGAAGCCUCAUCUUCUCAUCCACAAAGUGAUGGUAAGGUUGGUCUAGAAUGUUCUGUUCGGCAGUCUAAAUCAGCUUCUCAGCCAUCAGAAACGACACAGGCUGCAGUUUCAUCAGUUCCAGAUGUUCCUCAUGAGGAGUAUGGAACUGUUGAGACAGGAACUGGUGGCAGGAUAAAAGAACCUAUCGAAAGAAUGAGUUUAUUGAAGGAUAACCAGAAAAAGCCCAAGAAGAAGGACCUCAGACAUUCACAGCACUCACAACAGACGGAUGCUUCUGAAUCUGCAUACAGAGAUGGAACAAUGAGGCAAUUAUCCAGAAACUCUGAGGAACUUCAGGAUUUUUCAGGGGUAGACAUGCCAACCGCUCCGUAUUCACCUCAUUUAGAACAAAGUAGUUCAACUGCAAUUAGGACUUCUAAAGAUGCUGAAAGUAAAUCAGUCCUUACUGAUUCAGAAUCAUCUGGGAUUAAUUUGGUGAAGGAAGUACUGCAAGAUGUUUGUUUGAGAGCUGACAGUGGAAUUCUGGUUAAAGAGAGAGGUUAUUCUGAGACAUCAACUUUUACAGGUCUUGAGAUGGAUGAGACUGUCUCUAAGAAUUUAUAUCCUACUCUUAGUCAGGACAAUUCUAUCUUGUUAGAUGUUGAACAAGAACAAGAAACACUUGCUGAAAAGGAACUCAGAAAAACAGGAGUAUCUAGUGAUUCCUCUCAAGAUACUGGUAAUGCUAAAAUGCAUCUGAUAUCUGUUUUUACAGAAUGUGUUGAAGGUGGAAAACCAGUUGAGUUGGCUGAGCAAGAUGGGGCUGGAAAAGAUAAUUCAGAAAGUUUGGCUUUCCAUGAGUCUUAUGAUGCUGAAAGGCAACAGACUGCUUCCUACAAUGAAGCAGUGGGGCAAAGCUUGAUGGUUGAUAAGACAAAUGAGGAAUUAGACAUCUCAUCUAGUAUGUCUUUGGACUUCACCAAAGAUGAAGCAGUUUCUUCUAGUCAUCUUUCAUCAGCAAACAUUGAAGAAAGCAAACCUUCCUCUCUUGAUGCCAUAACAAGCAAAGCAAUAUACAGCCAGGAUGUUGGCUGGAGCGAUCGUGAUGCCUCGCAACUGCAGACAGCUUCUGUUUCAGCCCCUCUUACUUAUAGGGUGACAGAGAAACUAGAAGGAAAAGUUACAGAGCUGUCUAGUGAGGAACUGGUUCCUGUUUUGUUAUCCAGGCCAAAGGACAGGACUGCUUUGGAUCCUCCCAGGGUUAAGCCUUCUGGAAAAAGGAAGAAGAGGAAGGAAAUUCUCUCGAAAGCUGAUGCCGCAGGAACUUCAGAUCUUUACAAUGCAUACAAGCAUCCUGAGGAAAAACAUGAAAUUAUCAGUACCACAGAAAGUGUGGAUGGUCCUGAAGUUGUAGAUUCUGAAAAACCUGUGGCUUCAGAUACAGAUAAGAAUGUUGUUGCGAGUGAGGGAGAUGGACAGAGUAAAAUUGAAGUGGAUGAUUGGGAAGAUGCAACUGAUAUCUCCACUCCAAAUUUGAAAAUUUCAGAGAAUGGACAGCAAGUCUGUCCAGUAGAGAAAUAUAAGGUUGAUGAUGGAAAUGAGAGUACUAGCAGAAAGUAUUCCAGGGAUUUUCUAUUAACAUUUUCAGAGCAAUAUACAGAUCUUCCUGUGGGAUUUGAGAUUAGAUCUGAUAUAGCUGAUGCUUUGAUGAGUGUUUCGGUUGGUGCUUCCCUUGUUGACCGUGAACCCUAUCCUAGUCCUGGAAGGAUCACAAAUAGAUCUCCAGGAGUUUCGCGGGUGGACCGCCAUAUGAUUGGCUUUGUGGAUGAUGAUAAAUGGACUAAAACAUCUAGUUCUUUGGCAUCUGUACGUGAUCUUCGGCCAGAAAUGGGUCAUGCAGCAGCUGUUAUGAACUUUCAGCCAGGACUAGGAGUAAGUCAUGGGGUUUUAAGACAUCCACGUGGGCAGUUAUCCAGUCAGUUUGCGGGCGGCAUUCUUUCUGGGCCAGUGCAAGGACUGGCAUCUCAGGGAGGGAUGCUGCAUAAUGCUAUUGAUGCAGAGAGGUGGCAGCGUUCUUCUGGCACUCAAAGAGGGUUAAUACCUUCUCCUCAAACGCCUGCACAAGUAAUGCACAGAGCUGAGAAAAGAUAUGAAGUGGGUAAAGUGACUGACAAGGAAGAGGCAAAACAAAGACAAUUGAAAGCCAUACUGAACAAACUGACACCUCAGAAUUUUGAGAAGCUUUUUCAACAAGUUAAAGAGGUUAAUAUUGACAAUGCUGUUACUCUUACAGGUGUAAUCUCACAGAUUUUUGACAAAGCUUUGAUGGAGCCAACUUUCUGUGAGAUGUACGCUGAUUUCUGUUAUCAUCUUGCUAAUGAAUUACCUGAUUUCACUGAGGACAGUGAAAAGAUUACCUUUAAAAGGUUGCUUCUAAAUAAGUGCCAGGAGGAAUUUGAAAGAGGGGAGAGAGAGGAAGCUGAAGCUAACAAAUCCGAAGAGGAAGGUGAGGCUAAACACUCUAAGGAGGAAAGAGAGGAGAAAAAGAUCAAGGCACGGAGGCGUAUGCUUGGAAAUAUUCGGUUAAUUGGUGAAUUGUACAAGAAAAGAAUGUUAACAGAGAGAAUUAUGCACGAAUGCAUCAAGAAGUUGCUCGGGCAGUACCAGAAUCCUGAUGAGGAAGAUAUUGAAGCCUUGUGCAAGUUGAUGAGUACAAUUGGUGAGAUGAUAGACCAUCCCAAGGCCAAGGAACAUAUGGAUGCAUAUUUUGACAUGAUGGCAAAACUAUCAACAAAUCAGAAGCUAUCAUCCAGGGUUAGGUUCAUGUUGAAGGAUGCAAUUGAUUUGAGAAAGAACAAAUGGCAACAAAGAAGGAAAGUUGAAGGUCCAAAGAAAAUUGAAGAGGUGCACAGAGAUGCAGCUCAAGAGCGGCAAGCUCAAGCAAACAGAUCAGCUCGUGGUUCUGGCAUUAGUGCAGCCUCAAGAAGAGGACCACCUGUGGACUAUGGUCUGCGAGGAUCCACUAUGUUACCUCCUCCAAGCUCCCAUGUUGGCAAUAUACACAAUUUAUCACCUCAGGUCCGUGGUUAUGGAUCUCAAGAUGUUCGAUUGGAGGAUAGACAUCCAUUAGGAAGUAAAACAUUUUCAGUUCCCCUUCCUCAAAGGCCUAACAAUGAUGAUUCAAUUACCCUUGGCCCACAAGGUGGACUUGCGAGGGGUAUGUCUGUUAGAGGACAAUCUUUGAUAUCAAAUGUUUCGUUGGCUGAUGUUUCUCCCUGUGUUGGUGACCAUCGUAGGAUGCCAUCAGGUCCAAAUGGUUACAGUUGGUCAUCUGAUUGGACACCUUGCAGCUCAAAAGAAGAAAUAAUGCCAAAACAUAUGCCAGAUAGGUUCUCUGGAGCACCACAUGAUCCAAUGAAUUCCCAAAAUCGUAAUACCUAUUUUGGGAGCAGGGAAAAGAUUUUAGAUCGUUCUUUUGAUAGAUCUGCAGCAACUAUCAUCCCUGGUGGUCAUGCGCAGGCAUCUUUAAGUGGCAGUGCAGGUGCACCUUCCGAAAUAAAACAGUUGUCUGAAGACGUCCUGCGGGAAAAAUCAAUAUCAACAAUAAGGGAAUUCUAUAGUGCCAGAGACGAGGAGGAGGUAUCUCUGUGCAUCAAGGAGCUGAAUUGUCCAAACUUUUAUCCUGCCAUGAUAUCGCUGUGGGUCACAGAUUCCUUUGAGCGGAAAGACAAGGAGAGGGAUAUCUUGGCUACACUCCUUGUGAACCUUUGCAAGUCUCGAGAUAGUUUGCUUAAUCAAGUACAACUCAUCCAGGGGUUUGAAUCUGUUCUCGCCUCACUGGAGGAUGCUGCAAAUGAUGCUCCAAGAGCAGCAGAGUUUCUCGGCCGCAUGUUUGCUAAAGUUAUAUUGGAAAAUGUGGUUCCGCUCAGAGAGAUGGGAGAACUACUUCAGCAUGGGGGGGAAGAGCCUGGGCGUUUAUUAGAACUGGGGCUUGCAUCCGAGGUCCUUGGAAGCACUUUGGAGGUGAUCAAAAUGGAGAAAGGGGAAUCUGUCUUGAAUGAGAUACGUGCCAUCUCCAAUCUUCGGCUGGACGAUUUCAGACCACCGCAUCCAAUCAAGGCAAAGAAAUUGGAUGCAUUUCUUUAGAGUUGAGGAUUCUUUGUUUUUGGUGAGCUUACCAUGUAUAGGUCUCUUCCUCUCGGAUUGCUUCUCCUGUAAAAGUUUUUUUUUAAUUGUUUUAUAUAUACUUUAAAAUUUUGCAAUGUCUUCGUAGAAUUCUUAUCUUCAAUAUUGGAAAGAAAGCAUCAAUGGAGCAGCUUAUUGGCCAGCAUUGGAUAGAGCAGCCAUUCAACCUA